AUCCAUUAUCUGAAAUCAAGCCACCAUCUGAGUGAGUCCAAUCCUGUCAGAACUUGUGCCUUGCAGUGUGUGUGUGACCUCUCUAGUUGAUGUCCUCACUUAGCCUCAGUACAAAGAAGCAAAGUAAACAGCCAGAAGAGGCAGGGCUACGAGCUGAGCUGCCCUUUUAUAGUAAAUCAAGCAGCUAGCCUCUUCAGUGCAGUCCAGUCCUUUCUACCAUGUUUCUUUCAGUUGUGCUGCUAUGGCUCUGCAUUUUCUUCAUCAUCCUUCAACUCAAAUCCCGAAGGCCCAAGAACUUUCCACCGGGACCCUCGAUCCUGCCCAUACUGGGGAACCUUUUGCAGCUGAACCUCGAGAACCCCUUGAAGGACUUUGAGAGGCUGAGGAAGACUUAUGGAAAUGUCUACAGUUUGUUCCUCGGUCCCAGACCAGCUGUAGUCAUCAGUGGAUUGAAGGCCAUGAAGGAAGCUAUGGUGCUCAAGGGUGCUGAUUUUGCCGGACGACCUCAAGACAUGUUUGUUAAUGAUGUCCUGGAGAAUAAAGGAGUGAUUUUGGCAGAUUAUGGUCCUCGCUGGAGGGAACAUCGUCGCUUUGCUCUGACGACUCUGAGGAACUUUGGUCUGGGGAAGAAAUCAAUGGAGGAGAAAAUUCAUGACGAGAUUCAAUACAUUGUAAAAAGGCUGGACAAAAGCAUUGGUAAAACUAUGAGUCCUCAAGUCAUGUUCCAUAAUGCUGCCUCCAACAUCAUCUGCCAGGUUCUGUUUGGUACGCGAUAUGAGUAUGAUGAUAAGUUCAUUACAGAGAUGAUUCGCUGCUUCACUGAGAAUGCUAAGAUAGCCAAUGGACCGUGGGCAAUGCUGUAUGACUCUCUUCCCUUUAUUCGCCACCUGCCAUUACCCUUCCGCAAGGCUUUUGACAAUUGUACGACUUGCCAGGAUCUUGUACUUAAUUUGGUGAGUGAGCACAAGAAGACCAGAGUCCCUGGAGAGCCUCGAGACUUUCUUGACUGCUACCUGGAUGAACUGGAUAAGAAAGCAGAGGAUUCUUCAUUUUCAGAAGACAAACUCAUUAUGUACACUCUCGAUCUUCACUUUGCUGGGACUGACACGACCUCCAACACCCUGCUAACUGGUUUUCUGUACCUGCUGAAGUACCCACACAUACAAGAACGAUGUCAGCAGGAGAUUGAUGAGGUGUUGGGAGGGAAGAGUCAGGCCAGUUAUGAUGACAGAAACAACAUGCCUUACAUGCAGGCUGUGAUACAUGAGAUACAAAGGAUGUCCAACACUGUUCCACUCAGCGUCUUCCAUAGCACGACUAAAGACACAGAGCUCAUGGGAUAUUCUAUUCCAAAGGGUACGAUUAUCAUCCAGAACCUGACCUCAGUGCUGAAUGAGGAGGGUCACUGGAAAUACCCUCAUGAAUUCAACCCUGAAAACUUCCUCAAUGACCAGGGAGAGUUUGUUAAAUCAGAGGCUUUCAUGCCUUUCUCUGCAGGUCCUCGGAUGUGUCUCGGAGAGGGUCUGGCUCGUAUGGAGCUCUUCCUCAUCAUGGUGACUCUGCUGAGGAAGUUUAAGUUCAUCUGGCCGGAAGAUGCAGGAGAGCCAGACUUCACUCCACUCUUUGGGUCUACGUUGACUCCCAAACCUUAUCGCAUGAAGGUCCAGCUCAGUUCAUCAUAGUGAACAGGAUGUGCAGCAGAAACAGUGCAGACUAACUGAGAUCAGCACAAACUCCCAGAUGAACAUUAAUUUACCGUAAUAAAAGUAAUGGAGGCAGUAUUGUGUAACAUUCCAUAGCAAUUAUAGCGCCUAUAAAAAGUGUUGCCCCAUCUUGGAAGUUUUCCCCUUAAAUUGCUUUUCAACAAUAUAUCAUAGUUAAUUUGACUUUCUUGACAAGAAUGUACAUAAAUAGAUUCUUUCAUGUUAGAGUGAAAAUACAUUUCUACAAAAUCGUGCCGCUUAAAAAAAAAUCAAACAUAAUCCCCCUUCAAAUCAGUAUUUAACAGAUACAUCUUUGGCAACAAUUACAGCAUUCAGCCUGUGUGGAUAGAUCUCAGUCAACCUCUCUACAUUGCAGUUUUACCCCAUCCUUCUUUGCAAAACUGCUCAAGCUAUGUCAGAUUGCAUGAGUGAACAGCUCUUUUUAAGUCCAGCAACAAAUUCUCAAUUUGAUCAAGGUCUGGGCCUUGACUUGGCCACACCUUGUUGUCUUUAACCAGUUUGCUUUGAUUGUAUGCUUCGGAUCAUUGUCUUGCUGAAAAACAAAUCUCACAAGUUGUGAAUCCCUUGCAGACUGCAGCAGGUUGUCCUUCAGGAUUUUCCUGUACUUUCCUGCAUUCAUUCCAGGUCCUGAUGCCGAGAAGCAUUCUCACAACAUGAUGCUGCCACCACCAUGCUCUACAGUGGGGGUGGUGUGUUUGUAAUGAUGUGUAAUGCUUGGUGUCCAAAAAAUAUAGCGUGUAGUCUGGUUGGCAAAAUUUUUGUCUCAUAAGACCAAAGAAAUAUCUUCCAGUUCAGAGUUUGCUCCAUGCCUUCUGGCAAACUGUAAUUGUAGCAAUUAUUAGCAUUUCUCAUCAAUGACCUACCAUAAAGGUUUGACUGGAGAAGAAAAGGCAACAAAUGCUAUAUGUACAGUGAGGGUUGUAACUCCUUUAGAGGAGUCAUAUGUGUCUUGGUGGCCUCCCUCACUGGUCUCUUUCUUGUACAGUCACUCAGUUUUCAAGGACAGCAUGUUCUACUCAGACUAACGCAUUACCUGUACUCCAAGGGAUAUCCAGUGGUCUUUUCAUGAAGAGUUGCUUCAAGUGUUCUUUUGUCUUCUUGGUGUUUUUACAGAGAGAAAUACUGAUUCACUAGUGACUGACAGAUACAGGUGUCAUUAUACUACAGUCACUUGAGAAACAUUGACUGCACUCAGAUGAUCAUAAUUUCACUGAUUAUGGGACUUUUAGAACCCAGUUGGUUGGAUUUGUCACUUGGAGUCACUUUAAAGGGAGUUAAUACUAACACAAUCACUUCUUCUAAAUUUUUAAUGAAUCAACAUUAUUUUGUCUGUUUUCACUUUAACAUGACAUGAUAUUCUUAGACAUUCUUGUCAAAAAAGGCCAAAUUAAACUGAACACGAUUUAUUGCUGAAAAGGGAAUAAUUUUAACAGGCACUGUAAUGGUAUAUAUAUAGUGAAAAAUUUCAAAAGCUAGGGGAGCACACUUGUGCAAACCCAAAAUCGAUGAAUAAUGAGUCAGUCAUUAGUCUUUUAAUAUACGUAUACUGGUCAAAAACAGGAUAGCCCAGAUAACAGGAUGACAUAUGAUUCUCUUGUCCUGUUGAAAAACUUUUUAGGUGCGUUUUGAGGAUAGGAAGCACUGAUGCUGAGUUUGGUGCAAAAAUGUUGCAGAGAUAUCAUAGUAUAGGGAAUAUUCGUCUUUGCCUUUUCUGCCGUAUAUAUGAAACAUUUAUAGUAAUACUUGUAUGGAACUGAUAUGGUGGAGGUAAUUCUUACUGAUUGGUGAUCUUUCAUUUUAGUUUUGUGAGUAACAUCUGAAAUACAUUUAUAAUAAACUGCAAUAUUACACAAA
This is a messenger RNA of Acanthochromis polyacanthus (spiny chromis), 3578 nucleotides long. RefSeq names its product cytochrome P450 2F2-like. NCBI's taxonomy places the organism in Eukaryota, Metazoa, Chordata, Actinopteri, Pomacentridae. The transcript is spliced from 11 exons. Gene Ontology annotation, biological process: xenobiotic metabolic process. Gene Ontology annotation, cellular component: intracellular membrane-bounded organelle; cytoplasm. Gene Ontology annotation, molecular function: heme binding; iron ion binding; oxidoreductase activity, acting on paired donors, with incorporation or reduction of molecular oxygen, reduced flavin or flavoprotein as one donor, and incorporation of one atom of oxygen. The record is from RefSeq and is a predicted model, not a curated record. Bases 219 to 1682 code for a protein of 487 amino acids.